GAAGAAAAGAAAGAAGAGCCUGUUAUUGCCGAGCAGACAGAAGAGCCAAAGGCAGAAGAUCCAAAGGAAGCAGAAAAGGAGGACGACAAGCUGGAAGAGGAAAAAGAGGAAAAAGGUGAAGAAGGUGAAGAAGGCUAUGAGAAUAUUGAAGAAGCUGGUGAGAAUGAAGGACAGAGUAUUAGCGUCAGCCCAGUGCGUAAAGAGGAAAAGGCGAUGUGGAGAGAGUGGUACGAUGUUGAUGAGACCACUGAAAUGCCAGAAGCCAGCUAUGAUCAAACGCAGCCAGAUGAGAUAGAUGAUGCUACGUGGCAACGAAUGACACUGGCUGAGCGAAGGACUGCCCUGGAAAGACAGGGGCGGCAGUUUCUAGGGCAAAGUGAAAGGCAGGCAUAUGAGGAAUAUGUGCGGCAAAGUCAGCGUGAAGCUGAACAAGUGCAACAGACACCAGAGAUUAUGAGUCAUAUGUCGACCCGGGUACCCCGGAUUCUACCGAGCUAA
Symbiodinium necroappetens is the source of this 498-nucleotide messenger RNA. Lineage: Eukaryota; Dinophyceae; Suessiales; Symbiodiniaceae. The record is from the annotation of a GenBank genome assembly.